Polistes dominula (European paper wasp) is the source of this 3029-nucleotide messenger RNA. RefSeq names its product coat protein (coatomer) gamma (gene gammaCOP). Gene Ontology annotation, molecular function: structural molecule activity. The record is from RefSeq and is a predicted model, not a curated record. Gene Ontology annotation, biological process: intra-Golgi vesicle-mediated transport; organelle transport along microtubule; protein secretion. Gene Ontology annotation, cellular component: endoplasmic reticulum-Golgi intermediate compartment; Golgi membrane; COPI vesicle coat. NCBI's taxonomy places the organism in Eukaryota, Metazoa, Arthropoda, Insecta, Hymenoptera, Vespidae.
UCACUGGUUUCGAUGGUUGGUGUGUCAGAAUAUCAAGGUGACGUGUCCAAUAUUUUUCGUGUAUUUUACAUAUAAUAUUUCAAAAUGAAUGCUUUUAAACGUGAUAAAAAAGAAGAAGAAGAAGGUGGUGGAAAUCCUUUCCAAAACUUGGAAAAGACAACAGUACUCCAAGAGGCACGCACAUUUAACGACACCCCGGUGAAUCCAAGAAAAUGUGCUCAUAUUCUUACCAAAAUUUUGUACCUGUUGAAUCAGGGAGAACAAUUAGGUACUACGGAAGCAACGGAAGCAUUUUUUGCGAUGACAAAAUUAUUCCAAUCUCGAGAUGUGGUGUUGAGACGUUUGGUUUAUUUGGGCAUCAAAGAAUUAAGUUCUCUGGCAGAAGAUGUGAUUAUUGUUACGUCCAGUCUUACAAAAGAUAUGACUGGAAAGGAAGAUUUGUAUAGAGCUGCUGCAAUAAGAGCUUUAUGCACUAUUACCGAUGGUGGUAUGUUAGCAGCUAUUGAACGUUACAUGAAACAAGCAAUUGUUGAUCGUUCUCCAGCAGUAUCCAGUGCUGCAUUGGUUUCAUCACUUCAUUUGACUAGUGUAUCCAGUGAUAUUGCUAGAAGAUGGGCUUACGAAGCUCAAGAAGCAUUAAAUUCAACCAAUGUAAUGGUACAGUAUCAUGCUUUAGGUGUUUUAUAUCAAGCAAGGAAAACGGAUAAACUUGCAGUUAUCAAAUUAGUAGCUAAACUUAUGAGAACUAGUCCUAAGAGUCCAUAUGCAGCUUGUAUGUUGAUAAGAAUGGCAUGUAAACUCUUAGAAGAUAUGGAAGAAGGAGAAGAUUCGAUGCUAGGAUUCAUCGAAUGCUGUUUACGUCAUAAAUCAGAAAUGGUUGUUUAUGAAGCAGCCCAUGCGUUGGUUAAUUUUGGAAAAAGUGGUCUUAAAGAAAUUGGAUCUGCUAUCAGUGUACUACAAUUAUUCUGUGGAUCUCCUAAACCAGCUCUUAGAUUUGCCGCUGUUAGAACUUUGAAUAAAGUUGCUAUGACUCAUCCAGCAGCAGUUACUGCAUGUAAUUUGGAUUUAGAAAAUUUGAUCACGGAUUCCAAUAGAUCUAUCGCUACUUUAGCUAUUACAACACUUUUGAAAACUGGAGCAGAAAGUUCUGUGGAUCGUUUGAUGAAACAGAUCGCUACUUUCGUAUCGGAAAUUUCAGAUGAAUUUAAAGUUGUUGUCGUACAAGCAAUAAGAGCUUUGUGUCAAAAAUUCCCACGCAAGCAUACAGUUUUAAUGAAUUUCCUUUCUGCAAUGUUAAGAGACGAAGGUGGUCUUGAAUAUAAAGCAGCUAUAGCUGACACUAUCAUAGCUGUUAUGGAAGGAAAUGCCGAAGCCAAAGAAGCAGGCUUAGCACACUUGUGUGAAUUUAUAGAAGAUUGUGAACACAUUUCCUUGGCAGUUCGUAUAUUGCACCUGCUGGGACAAGAAGGACCAACAUCAAAACAACCAUCCAGAUAUAUUCGUUUUAUUUAUAAUCGCGUAAUUCUUGAAAGUGCAAGUGUACGUGCUGCAGCUGUAACAGCAUUGGCACGUUUUGCUGCUGCAUGUCCACCACUUCUUCCAAACGUCCUUGUACUUUUGUCUCGUUGUCAAUUAGAUUCCGAUGACGAAGUUCGCGAUCGUGCCGCAUAUUAUUGUACUAUUUUACAAGAACAAAACGAUCCAACUGUAUUACCAUUAAUACAACCACCACUUUUCUCUGUACCCAGUUUAGAAAGAGCUUUACGGAAUUAUAUGAAAACACCUAUGGAAGAACCAUUCGAUAUUUCUGAGGUACCACCAGCACAAACGAUAGAGGAACCAGCACAAGUAGAAAUACAUACAACUAUCAAACCACAACAACCACGUUUGACGAGAGAAGAAAGUUUCAUUGAAAAAUUAUCUCAAAUUCCACCAAUAGCGAGUAUUAUUAGAGGAUCAUCUCUUCUUAAAUCUUCAUCUGUAUUUGAAUUAACCGAAUCUGAAACAGAAUACAACGUGAAAUGUAUCAAGCAUACGUUCGCCGAACAUCUUGUCUUGCAAUUCGAUUGUAUUAAUACACUGUCUGAUCAAUUCUUGGAAGAUGUUAAAGUGUCCAUUGAAGCAAACGAAUAUUACACCGUUCUAUGCGAAGUACCCUGUCCACGUCUAUCGUAUAACGAACCAGGAACAACAUACACAGUAUUAGCUUAUCCAGAAGAUGUUCAUGCAAGUGUUGCAACCAUGCCAACAACUCUUCGUUUUAUGGCACGCGAUUGCGAUCCUACAACAGGUGUUCCAGAUACUGAUCAGGGUUAUUGCGACGAAUACAUGCUGGAAGAUUUGGAAAUUACCAUAGCCGAUCAAAUCCGAGGUGUAGGAAGUAGGGGAGUAGAUUUCGGUGCACUCUGGGAUGCGUCUGCUGCUAAAGGUUAUGCUAAAUUGGAAGAAACAUUUGUUUUAGGCGAUACAGUAACAAGUUUAGAAGGAGCUAUACAAAGUCUUACAGGAUUUUUAGGAUUAGAAGCUGUAGAACGUAGCGAUAGGGUGCAUCCAGGUUCCGCGUCGCAUAAUCUAUUGUUAAGUGGUGUUUUCAGAGGUGGUAAAGAAGUACUCGCACGUGCAAGACUAGCACUCUCAGAUAAUCAAGUAACGAUGCAAUUGACGGUUCUAUGUCCAGAUCCGGAUGUUGCUGAAUUAAUUGUUUCCUCGGUAGGAUAAAUCUAAGCGUAAUUUUUCUAGAAAAUAAUAUAUGUAUAUGUAUAUUAAUUUGUUGCAAAGUGGUUUUUUUAAUUGAAAAAAAAAAUGAUAAUUCAAUAGCAAGCGAUAAAUAUUCCAUCACAAUUGUUCCAUUUUAUAUAUGUAUAACACUAUUUUAUAUGAUAAUAAUUAAUAACAGUGAACUAAUUGUUAUCAAUCUUUCAACAUUGUAUGUAUUAAUAGAAUGUGUUAUAAAUAUCUAAUGAAUCCCAUUGCAUUUAGGAAAUUAGAAAGCAAUUAUUAAUAGAAUAAAGAUAUGAUUUGUAAUUAUA